Owenia fusiformis is the source of this 2139-nucleotide messenger RNA. The record is from the annotation of a GenBank genome assembly. NCBI's taxonomy places the organism in Eukaryota, Metazoa, Annelida, Polychaeta, Sabellida, Oweniidae.
UCUGUUUCCAAAAUGGCAUCCGUUUGCAAACGUCUUGUUUCUGUGGGCACUUUCGGUCGAAAUAUACGCUUACAUAGUCGUAUAUUCUCCACUUCACCAACAGCAAAUGCUGGUGAAGACUCUUCGGAUCCUAAAAAGCAGGCGAAAGAACAAAUCUACCAUGUACGGGAGCGAGGAUACCAGCUUCUUCGAGACCCAAGAAUUAACAAGGGUAUGUCAUUUUCUUUGAAAGAACGCCAGCACUUAGGAAUCCAUGGCCUUUUACCCCCUGCCCUACUGGACCAAGAUGCCCAAGUAAUAAGGGUUAUGGAAAACUUCCACAAAAAGGAAACAGACUUGGAAAAGUAUAUCUUACUUUGUGGAUUACAAGACAGAAAUGAGAAGCUAUUCUACAGGGUAUUAUCUGAGAAUGUUGAGAUGAUGAUGCCCAUUGUGUACACUCCCACUGUUGGGCAAGCAUGUCAGCUUUAUGGUAUGGCCUUCAGGAAGCCUAAAGGUCUUUUCAUAACAGUGCAUGAUGCUGGUCACAUAUAUGAAAUACUUUGCAACUGGCCUGAACCCAAGAUUAAGUCUAUAGUUGUAACUGAUGGUGAGAGAAUCCUAGGACUUGGGGAUUUAGGAGCAUUUGGUAUGGGAAUCCCUGUAGGCAAACUAUCAUUAUAUACAGCACUUGGAGGGGUUGAUCCAUCAACUUGUCUUCCUAUUGUUAUUGAUGUGGGAACAAACAAUGAGGCUCUUCUUAAUGACCCUUUGUACAUUGGAUUAAGGCAAAAAAGAGUAACAGGCAAAGUCUAUGAUGAUCUUAUAGAUGAGUUUAUGGAGGCAGUUGUGAAAAGAUAUGGUCAGUCAACUCUAGUUCAGUUUGAGGACUUUGGUAAUCACAAUGCCUUCAGAUUCUUGGAGAAAUACAGAAACAAUUACUGCACCUUCAAUGAUGACAUUCAAGGCACAGCUGCAGUUGCUGUGGCAGGCAUCCUAGCCAGUACCAGAAUCACAAACAAACGUCUCUCAGAUAAUGUCUUCCUCUUCCAAGGGGCUGGAGAGGCCUCCAUAGGUAUUGCUAACCUGAUUGCCAUGGCAAUGGUGGAAGAAGGUACAUCUGAAGAAGAGGCCAUUAGCAAAAUCUGGAUGGUUGAUUCAAGGGGUCUCAUAACCCAGGAUCGUCCAUCAGGUGGUGUAACUGGUCAUAAGGCCCCAUUUGCCAAGCCCCACAAAGAUAUUAAAGACCUUGGGGAAAUUGUCAAAGCCAUCAAGCCCACUGCCCUGAUAGGGGCUGCUGCUGUCCCUAACGUCUUUACUGAGGAGAUUAUUCGUGGAAUGGCGUCCUGGAAUGAAAGACCUGUUAUAUUUGCUCUGAGUAAUCCCACCAGUCACGCUGAAUGUACAGCUGAGCAGGCCUAUAAAUACACAGAUGGAAAGUGUGUAUUCGCCAGUGGAAGUCCAUUUGACCCAGUUGAAGUCAAUGGGAAGACAUUCUACCCAGGUCAGGGUAACAAUGCCUACAUCUUCCCCGGUGUGGCUCUAGGGGUGACAUCAUGCGGAGUUAGACAUGUCACAGAAGACAUAUUCUUAAGAUCUGCCCAGACACUUGCCAAAAUGGUUACAAAGGAGGAUUUAGCCCAAGGCAGGGUUUAUCCCCCUCUUAGUGACAUCCAAGAAGUAUCAGCUAACAUGGCUAUUAACAUUGCAAAAUAUGUCUACAAGAGGGGCUUGGCUUCCCACUAUCCUGAACCUGCAGACAAGGCAGCAUUUAUACGUUCUCAGAUGUAUAAUACAGACUAUGAGCGCUUUAUACCUGAUACAUACACAUGGCCAGAACAGUAGACUAAUUAUUUAAAUUCUGUAUUGCGACAUAUGUAUGGCUUAAGGUGGGCUUAGUAGUGUGACUUUUGGAUAUGGUUUUGAAUGUGUAUGAAUGCUUACACAGACAAGUUUAUAACCAGGAGUACAUUGUUUAAAACAUCUUUAGUAAUUCCUAAGUCUGAGUUCCUAUUUAUGAUGUGCUAUUUCUGAUUAUUCAUGAUAUUAUUUAUGAUGUCAUGAUUUCCAUGGUUACAUCUACAAAAAUUUCUUAAUUACAAAUGUUUUUCAAAAUAGAUCCCAGAUGAGUCAUUCUAGUUGGCCUACAUUAAGGGGAGU